Trichobilharzia szidati is the source of this 4288-nucleotide messenger RNA. NCBI's taxonomy places the organism in Eukaryota, Metazoa, Platyhelminthes, Trematoda, Strigeidida, Schistosomatidae. The record is from the annotation of a GenBank genome assembly.
GAUUAAUUCUUCGCUAUUUUUAAUUUCAGUGAAAUAAUUUACAGUAAUUACAUGAAAAGUUAAAGAAUUUUAAUGCCUAUUCUCAAAUUUAUUCCUAAAUAUGUAAAAAAAAGCAUGUUAUCUGAUAUUAUAACCCUACAGAAUCAAAGGAGUAUUAAUGGAUCUUUCUACUAUUCUAUAAAAAUGCUCACAAACAGAAUGAAUGAAUAUUUACAUACGGUGGAUAAUACUAGUAACUAAUAAUAAUAGUAGUAGUAUAUAUAUUAUUUCAGUAAUUAAUUCCAUUUAUACACAUUUCUUUUGUUUUUCAUAUUAUCUGAAAAAGAAAAGGGAAUUAUUGUAUUUUUUUUAAAACAAAAAUGAAAUCUACAAAGUUAUUCCUUAUUAUUAUUUUGUUUAAUCUUUAACACUGCUGCUUAUGCAUCAAAUGUUAAGAUGAAAGUUAAAUUAUUAUCAACUUUUUGUUCAGUGAUGAUCAAUGGAUUAACUUUAUGCUGAUAAUGUAACAAUAAUAAUACUAAGUGUCAUUCAGUGUCAAAAAUUAAAACACAAAAUGUUUAUCUUAGAAGAAAACUAAAAAAAGCAAAAUAAAACUUGAAUAAUCCUAAUUAUAUUACUCUUAUUAAUCUCAUAUUAAUUAUAGUAAUGGAGACAGAAAGUGAUAUGAAGUCAUUUCAUCGAAUGCCAAGUGAACGAAGACGUAAAUUAUGGUCAUUAGCAGCUAGAGCAGCUGUUAAAUGUCCAGAUGAUGUUGAAAAAGAAGUUAUUAUUCAUCAAGAGGGCUCAUUAACUAAAGGAUCUGGUUCACUAGCUAAAACACAAGAUUCUGGUGUAUCUGUUGACUUUACAUCGGAUAAUCAACCUUAUUCAACAACAUGCUCCCCGUAUACAUCACAUUCACAUUGUCGUAUAAGUUUAGAUACUUCUGAAUGCGGUGGAAAUUAUGAAUAUGGUAGAUUGACAAAAACUUCAAAACAAUUUCAUGAAAAUCAACCUGGUGUUACACUGAGUGCUGAUCUUAGUGAUUCUGCAUACAAUGAACGCGGGAGAAGUUAUGUCAGCAAGAGAAAAUCUGUAUUUUCAAUACCACAUAUACCAUCACAUUUAUCGUCGAUUAGUACAAAUAUCAGACGGAUAAGAACUGCAUCAAAACAAUUCGAUACAUCAACAAAACAGGGGAGUGCAGAUACUUCAGGUUUGGGAAGUAGUUUAGAUUGGGUAUCUUUAGAAGCUGGACAGUUACCAUUUCAUAGAAAAAUGUCAACACAAUAUUUAAGUAAUCCUAGAGAUACUGUCAAUGUUCAUUGUAGUUUAGAUGAGAAACAAAUAUCACAUCCACUUAUGAUGAAAAAACACUUGACCAGUGAUGAUGUUGACAGUGAACAUCAACGUCAACCAUAUCAAGAAUCCUCAAUGAAAACAUUUUCAACUUUAGGAAAUCCACGUGAAUUCGAGAAAGGAAAAGUAGGCGUACCAUCGUAUCAAGUUCGGCAAAAGCCUAUACAACCAUUUAAAGAACACUAUUAUAAACAACAAUUAGAUUUUCAAACAGAAACAGCUGUUAGCAUUAGUGCACCAUGUUCACCGUAUCGACCGAGCACUGAUAUUCCAUCACGUCAUGUGAUAAGAGAUCCGCAUAUCAUUGCAAAAAGCUUCGACUCAGCAUAUACCAGUGCUACACGCCGUAGACCACAUCAAUUGUCAUAUUCACCGACAACACAUUUAGGUGAGCCUAGUGAUAGGGGGAUACCAGUUGGUUAUUAUGAACCACAAGAUGGUGGCAAUGAAUGGCCGGGAAUAACAGAAAGUGAUCAUACCUAUCUAAGAUAUGCAUCGGAUAAAGAUAGUAUAUCACAGGCGAAAAUGAUUCCGGGCAUAACAAAGCAUUCAAUGCAUCGACCACCAGUAUAUAGAAGAAUUCAACAACAGUAUUUACCAACUCAUCUACAAGGCAGAAAACAGAAAUCCCUCUAUAAAAGAUCACUUACAUUAGGUGAUAAUGUUGAACACAUGAGUACUGAUUGGAUGGAAAUGAAACCAAAGAUGUAUUCAUCAACACAGAUGUAUACUGUCCCACCACCAACUAAUGAAAAAGAAGCUUAUUAUAAUGGAUUAUUAAUGCAACAAAAAUAUAAAGAUGCUUAUAUUGAUGCAAAAUUUAAACGAUUCAAUCAAAAGUAUCCACACGAUGUAGAUGAUACCUGUGAAGAAAGUGAAUUACAGGGUCUACUACAAAAACCACAAGAUUUACAUCAAUUUCAAUCAGCAAUGCAUUCUUCAAGUCGUAGAAGAUGGACAUCAGCUGAAAUACCAGAAGUUAAAAUUACACCCGUUUUUGUUGGUUUAUCUGGUAUACAAUAUGAAGAAGAAAAUGAUGAUAUUGAUGAUGAUGGUGAUGUAUAUAAUUAUCCAAAAUAUUCAACUGGUAGAAAACGUCCUUAUGAAGAAGAAUUCCUCUCACAUCCUCUUCAUCCCCCGCCGCCUCCCAUUGCUCCUUUUGCUCCUUCUGCUGCUGCUGCGCAUAAUAAAUAUCUUACUCCACCAUAUAAUAAAGGUGAUUCAUUUCGUAGAGCUGUUAGCUUAGAUAAACCAUCCUAUCCAAUAAGUUCAUUAUAUGAACAGCAUCAACAACCUCAAAUCCAACAGCAACAACAACAACAAUACCAACGUUAUCAACAGCGCCAACAACAACAACAAUAUCGACAACCUCAACAUUUAGAAGAAAGUUUAGAAUCAAAAUUUACACGUCAAUAUCGUUUUAAAUAUCGUCUUCCAUAUUAUUCUACAUCAUUAGAUUAUCCAUCUUCAUCGAGUAGUAAAGCAAGACCAUUACUACAUCCUGGUUAUGUACAAACGUAUAAUAUUAUUUCACCAAUUGAAGAAAAAGGUGAUUUUGAAUUGGAGACAAAACGUUAUCAAAAAACAGAAGGCAAGAUUAAUCAAGAUAUUGAUGAUAUAAUAGAAAAUAAGGAAAAAGUUUAUUGUGUACAAACCAAAGAAAAAGAUGGAUUUUCAAGGGAUUCAGAAAAGUCAAUACAGCCUCAUCCAAUGACAACAGACAUUAAAACUGAUGGAAGUAAACAUACUGCUGAUGGUAGUAUUAGUAAUAGUAGUAGUAUUAGUAAUCAUAAUAUUAAUAAACAUAAAUUUUAUGAAACAACAGACAUGCAUAUAUCAAAACCAUUCAAUGCAUCAUUCGAUGAAAUUGUACCAUAUGAUAAAAGUAUACCUGUAACACAUAAAGAAGUCAGGAUUAGUGAUACACAACCAAUUGUAGCUAUUUCGAAAAAAUCAAUCAAUUUAUCAUCUAAUGAAUUAAAUAUUCAAUCAAAACUGUUAUCAACAAGUCAUACAACACCACCGCCAACUGGUUCUACCGUUGGUGGUGUUGGUGGCGUUGGUGGUGGCGGUGUAUUAAAAGUAUCUGUACAGUUAGGUGAAAAUGAAAUUCAAGAAUUUGCUGAAUAUUGGGACCAUAGUAUCUUUUCACGUGCAAGAGUUACUGCAGUCUGUUUAGCUGGAGUAGCUUCUGUAUGUCUAGUCUGUACUGUAUGCGCCAGUACUUGGUUAUAUCAGGGAUAUGCGGAAAAUAUUACAUAUAGUGGAUUUUGGAAACGCUGUAAUUAUUUCAAUCAGACAUGUGAAAUUACACUUCCAUUUCUUACUAAACAUGAGGGUUGGCAAGAUGGUGCAUUCUUUAUACUUAUACUGGCUAUAUUAUUAAGUUUCUUAGGAUUGAGUCUUUCAGUGGCUGGCCACUUAGUUUAUGCUCUUCCUAAAAGAUUAUACUAUUUUCAUUCAGGUGGUGAAGCACAUGUUGUUGCAGCAUUUGUUACUGCCUUAUCAGUACUAAUUUAUCACAUCACAAUUCGAUUGCAUUUACGAACAGAAGGUCCUGUAAACUUUGGUGAAGCUUAUGGUAUUUCAUGGUUUGCGUGUUUUUUACACCUAUUGGCAGCUAUUCUGUUACUGUUAGAUGAAAUUAUUAAUGAAUUAGUCAAUUUAGCUACUAGAGUUCAUUGUAUACGUUCAUGUUUAAAGUGUAUAAUACAAACUUAUAGUAAAACUAUUCAAAAGAAACGUCAAUUAUUAACACAUUAUAAUACAAAAUUUACUAAUGGAAAGUAAACUCUCUGUCACCUCUGUCUAUCUCUCUUUCAUUUGUUUUUUUCAAUUAUUCUUGUUUAUCUCUUUUAUUUUCUAGUACGAAUAAACAAAUAAAUGCAUAAUAUUUAAGAGAAAAGUUAUAGUAUUAGAAAUUUUAAUUUAUACAAGAUUAUAAAUUCUU